This is a messenger RNA of Xiphophorus couchianus (Monterrey platyfish), 1134 nucleotides long. RefSeq names its product GTPase IMAP family member 4-like. Lineage: Eukaryota; Metazoa; Chordata; Actinopteri; Cyprinodontiformes; Poeciliidae. The record is from RefSeq and is a predicted model, not a curated record. Gene Ontology annotation, molecular function: GTP binding. The coding region runs from base 1 to 1134 and encodes 377 amino acids. The transcript is spliced from 3 exons.
AUGCACGGGCCAUCCCGCGCCCCCACACAGCCUCCCGCCACGCCGUCUACCAUUGUUCUUUUUCAUGUACUUUUUCUCACAGGCGUUAAAGAGAAUCCAAACAACGUCAGAAUUGUUCUGAUUGGGAAAACUGGCAGUGGAAAGAGUUCAACAGGAAACACCAUCCUGGGUAGAGAAGAGUUUGAAGCAAAAUUGAGUCAAAAAUCUGUCACAAAGGAAUGUGUGAAAGCAAAGACUGAAAUAGAUGGACGGUCAGUUUUUGUGGUUGACACACCUGGACUUUUUGACAAUAGUUUGAGUCUUAAACAGACUCAGGAUGAGCUGGUGGAGUGUGUUACUCUGGUAGCUCCAGGUCCUCAUGUCUUCCUGCUGGUUGUACAGAUCGGCAGAUUCACACCAGAGGAGAAGGAAACGGUAGAAAUGAUCAAGAAAAUCUUUGGGAAGAAUUCAGAGACGUUCACCAUCGUUCUUUUAACUGGAGGAGAUUCACUGAAGAAAAAUGGCAUCACUGUUGAAGAUUAUAUUGAAAAGGAAAGUGAUGAUUCUUUCAAGAAUCUGAUCACUGACUGUGGAGGAAGAUACCAUGUGUUUAAUAAUUCUGAUGUAGAAAAUCGUUCUCAGGUCAGAGAGCUGAUCAGGAAGAUCGACGACAUGGUGAAGGAAAAUGGAGGAAGUUUCUACACCAAUGAGAUGCUGCAGGCGGCCGAAGCUGCUAUACAGAAGGAAAUGCAGAAAAUUGUAAAUCAGAGAGAAGAAGAAAUUAACAAGAAGGUCAAAGAACUUGAAAGAAACAUUUCAGCAGAAAAAGAGGCCAUGAAAAGAAGACUGGAAGAAGAAAUUGAUCAGCAGAGAAAAAUACUGCAGGAAAUGGAGGAAGAGAUCAGUAGAGAAAUUGAGCUGAGAAAGAAAGAACCAAAAUCCAAGGAGAGAAGAGAGAAGUGGAGGAAAAUUCAAGAAGAAAAGGAAAAGAUACUGUUGAUGGAGGAGCUGGCAGUUUUAGAGGAAAAGAUGGAAUCAGGAGUAAAAGGUGAAGCUGCUGAUGAAUCAUUGGAGAUAAAAAGAAGAGAACUGGAAGAGAAAUUAAGGCUGAUGGACGAGGAACGACAAGAAGGGCAUGAAAAGAGAUGUCGGUGA